Molecule: messenger RNA, 4194 nt
Organism: Frieseomelitta varia
Lineage: Eukaryota; Metazoa; Arthropoda; Insecta; Hymenoptera; Apidae
Gene: Pfas
Product: phosphoribosylformylglycinamidine synthase
Exons: 20
Coding region: 109-4104 (1331 amino acids)
Biological process (GO): 'de novo' IMP biosynthetic process
Molecular function (GO): phosphoribosylformylglycinamidine synthase activity
Source: RefSeq, a predicted model, not a curated record
AUUUUGCAAUUACUACACUGAUAGAUAAAGAUAAUUUACUGACUCGCUUGUUACUUCACUCUAGGGGGUCUUAAUAAUUGUAAUCAAUCAUCAAUUCAUUCUUAAAUUAUGAAUAUUAUAAGGUUCUACAAAGUACCUGGUCUAAAAUCAGGCCAGUUAAAAAGCAAGUUCAAUAGUCUUAUUCAAAUAACAAAUUUGAUUAGUGGCUUAAAAACAGAAUUGUGUUACUACAUUGAAGUUAAAGAACCUUUAAGUGCAGAAGAAUUAAAAGUAUUAAAAUGGAUUUUAACUCCACCUUUAGAGCCACAAAGUUUGAAGAAUUUUAGUGCAUUCAAUGAAAAAUUAAGCAACUGCCUUGUUAUUGAAAUUGGACCAAGAUUGAAUUUUUCUACAGCAUUUUGUAGCAAUGCUGUAUCAAUUUGUAGAUCCGUACAUUUAAACAAAGUAACAAGAAUUGAAGCAGUAAUUAGAUAUUGCAUUACACACAAUGGAUCAAUUGAUAAGGACAUUGAAGAUACUAUAACAAAUGUAUUGCAUGACAAGAUGACUGAAUGCAGAUAUAUGAAACCAAUAGAAACUUUUGAUCAUGGGUUUAGACCUGAAAACUGGUUUGAAGUUAAUAUUUUGGAAGAAGGAAGAACAGCAUUAGAAGAAGUGAACUCUAAGUUAGGUUUGGCAUUUGAUAGUUGGGACUUAGAUUUCUACACAGAUUUAUUUCUCAACAAAUUGAAGCGUAAUCCGACUAGUGUUGAGUGUUUUGAUUUAGCACAAUCCAACAGUGAACAUAGUCGUCACUGGUUUUUCAAAGGUCGAAUGAUCAUCGAUGGCGAAGAAAUGAAACAAUCUUUAAUCGAUAUGAUCGUAGAGACGCAAAAUUAUUCUAAUCCAAAUAAUACAAUUAAAUUUAGUGAUAAUAGCAGUGCAAUUAAGGGUUUUCAUACAAAGGUUUUACGGCCGAUGAAAACUCAUGCAUGCAGUUCUUUCCAUUUGCAAGAUGUAGAUCAUGAUCUGAUAUUUACUGCAGAGACUCAUAAUUUUCCAACUGGGGUUGCUCCAUUUAGUGGAGCUACAACUGGAACUGGCGGAAGACUGAGAGAUAUUCAAGGAAUUGGUAGGGGAGGAUAUUACAUUGCUGGGACAGCCGGUUAUUCUGUUGGUAAUUUGCAUAUCCCAGAUUAUGAUUUACCAUGGGAAGAGAAAGGUCUCCUAAAUCCUAAUAAUAUGGCUUCUCCAUUAGAGAUUAUAAUUGAGGCUAGUAAUGGAGCAUCUGAUUAUGGCAAUAAGUUUGGAGAGCCAGUUAUAUCUGGUUUUGCUCGUUCAUUUGGAAUGACGGAUCAAGUUGGUACGCGACGUGAAUGGAUUAAACCCAUAAUGUUUAGUGGAGGAUUAGGUACUAUGGAUGCCGAUAUGUCUCAAAAAGUUUUGCCACAAAAAGGUAUGGAGGUGAUUAAAAUUGGUGGUCCUGUUUAUAGAAUAGGUGUAGGAGGUGGUUCAGCUAGUUCUAUUGAGGUGCAAGGUGAUAACAAAUCGGAAUUGGAUUUUGGAGCUGUGCAAAGAGGCGAUCCUGAAAUGGAACAAAAAUUGAAUAGAGUUGUACGCGCUUGCAUUGAAAUGGGACAACAGAAUCCAAUACUUAGUAUACAUGAUCAAGGAGCUGGAGGCAAUGGCAACGUUUUGAAAGAAUUAGUAGAACCCACGGGUGCGGUAAUCUUCACAAAGAAAUUUGAGCUAGGCGAUCCAAGCAUUAGUACAUUGGAAUUAUGGGGUGCCGAAUAUCAAGAAAACGACGCAAUUCUUUGCAAAUCAGAGGACACUAAUUUGCUUAAAGAAAUAGCAGCGAGAGAGAAAUGCCCUAUUAGUUUCGUAGGGACUAUCACAGGAAAUGGGAAAAUUAUUCUCUCAGAAGAGGACGAUUGUGAUUCAUCGAAAUAUUUAAAUGAGAAUUACAAGUUUAAAAAAAGGCAUCCAGUUAACUUGGAUUUAGAAUUAGUGCUUGGAAAAAUGCCUCAGAAGACUUUUAAUCUUCAAAGACAAGUGACUCAAUUACCUGCUAUUAAACUACCAACAAAUUUAACCGUACAAGCUGUUCUAGAAAGAGUCCUACGAUUGCCUUCGGUAGCAAGCAAACGAUAUUUAACUAACAAAGUUGAUCGUUGUGUUACUGGAUUAAUUGCACAACAGCAAUGUGUUGGCCCUCUGCAUACUCCCCUUGCUGAUGUUGCUGUGACAGCAAUUUCUCAUUUCUCUACGGUUGGUAUAGCAACUUCUAUCGGAGAACAACCGAUAAAAGGUCUCGUAAAUCCAGCUGCUGGAGCUCGAAUGACCGUAGCAGAAGCGUUGAGUAAUUUAGUCUUUGCGUGCAUUUCUGAUAUUCAGGACGUUAAAUGCAGUGGAAAUUGGAUGUGGGCUGCUAAGUUACCUGGAGAAGGUGCAGCUUUAUAUGAUGCAUGUUUUGCUAUGUGUUCAAUUAUGAAUGAAUUAGGAAUUGCAAUUGAUGGGGGAAAAGAUUCUCUUAGCAUGGCUGCACGAAUAGGAAAAAAUAUUGUUAAAGCGCCGGGUACGCUUGUGGUUUCAUGCUAUGCUCCUUGUCCCGAUAUCCGACAAGUGAUAACACCUGAUUUAAAAGCUCCUAUAACUGGAAAAAGUGGUUACAUACUAUUUAUAGAUUUAUCAAAUAGAAAAAGUCGAGUUAGUGGUACAGCUUUGGCUCAAGUUUAUAACUCCCUUGGAAAUGACGUUCCUGAUGUUGAAUGCCCUAAUAUGUUGAAGAACGCUUUCAAAGCUAUCCAACAUUUAAUUGCAGAGGGGCAAGUAUUAGCAGGUCACGAUAUUAGCGAUGGUGGACUCAUUACGUGCCUACUUGAAAUGUGUUUUGCUGGUAUAUCUGGAAUAAACGUGAAUAUUUCUCACAAAACGGGAUCCCCUAUUGAAAUAUUAUUUACUGAAGAAGUUGGAUGGAUACUAGAAAUUGAUCAAAUGAAUUACAAUCACGUUUUGAAUGUAUUUAAUCAGUUCAAUGUUCCUGUAUAUCUAAUUGGACGAUCGGAAGGAUUUGGGUUGUCAUCAAAAAUAAAAAUUCAUGUACAAGAGAAGGUUGUUCUGGAUUCAACAGUGUUACCGCUAAUGAAUCUGUGGGAAGAAACAAGUUAUCAGUUAGAACGUCGACAAACGAAUUUUGAAUGUGCAGUCGAAGAAUUCAGUGGAUUAAAAGAUAGAACUGCACCAUCUUAUAAAUUAACGUUUAAUCCUGACGUUAGACCAACUGAGAUUUAUAAAAAUUUGUUUUCAAACAUUGCAGUUGCUGUAAUAAGAGAGGAAGGUAUAAACGGCGAUAGAGAAAUGGUGGCAUCUUUGAUAGAUGCUGGUUUCGAAGUUUGGGAUGUUACAAUGCAAGACUUGUUACAAAAUAAAGUUACAUUCGAUAGAUUUAGAGGAAUAAUAUUUCCUGGUGGUUUCAGUUAUGCAGAUGUUUUGGGUUCUGCUAAAGGAUGGGCUGCUAGUCUUUUAUUCCAUUCAUCUCUCCAAAAACAAAUAAAAACAUUUAUUUCUCGAAAAGAUACAUUUAGUUUAGGAGUUUGCAAUGGAUGCCAAUUAAUGUCUUUGUUAGGAUUAAUAGGAGAUAAAAAUAUGUUUUCUUGUGUUGCAGAUAAUACCAAAGAAUUGGAUGUUUUUCUAAACCAUAAUGUGUCGGAAAGAUUUGAAUGCCGCUGGAGUACUGUUAAAAUUGAUAAGUCAUCAUCGAUCAUGUUAAACGGAAUGGAAAACAGUGUUUUAGGUGUAUGGAUCGCUCACGGCGAAGGACGAUUUACAUUUAGAAAUAAUAACGUUUUACAAAAACUGAAAGAAAAUCAUUGUUUGGCUAUUAAGUAUACUGAUGAUCAUGGUAAUCCAACUGAAUGUUACCCACUUAAUCCUAAUGGAAGUACAGAGGGUAUUGCUGGUAUUUGCUCGGUGGAUGGACGACACUUAGCAAUGAUGCCACAUCCUGAACGGUGUACAAGAAUGUGGCAAUGGCCUUGGACGCCCAACGAUUGGAAAUAUACCAUUUCACCGUGGCAACGCAUUUUCGACAAUGCAUACACGUGGUGCGUAACGGAGGAUUAGAUCAAUAAUUUUUUGCAUUAAUGGAGUCAGUUUGUAAAUAAUAUGAUCAUAUAUUUUUAUAUAAACUAUAUUAAAUUGUAUUAAAGAUUA